CCCGCUCCGAUCCGCCCCGGCCGUGGCGGGACCGGCGCUGAGCCCGCCGCAGGCCCGAGGGCGUAGGCGGACGGGCUGUGAUGUGCGCAGGCGCGACUGCGGCCGGGAUCCACAACAAAGGGGAGACGGGUUGCGGCGACCACCCUUUCCCGGUUGCCGGGGGUGGGCGGUGGGCGGGGACUCUGCCUCCGCCGGCGCGGUGCAUGCCGGGACUUGUAGUCCCGGCGGCGGCAUUCCCGCCAUCGGGAAGCGCGACGGAUUCCUGGCGUGGCUAGUCUCAGCUGCGGCGGCCGACGGCAACGGUCGGCCACCAGGAGCCGGAGAGAUCCCCGCAGGUGGCUCCUCCGAGAGCCCAACGCGGGAAGGUAGAACGGGCGGAACUACCGUCCCCCAGCCUCGCCGCGGGGAGCCCCCGGUGCCGGCGCACAGCGCCGGCUGCUCCCCGGCGGCCAGCGGCGUCCCGAUGCGGGAGCCCCGCGGGGAGCGCGCCCUGGAGGAGUCCCUGGAGCGGUACCAGAGGCGCCUCCGAGAGCGUGCCAGUGAGAGCAUCUCUCAACUGAAACAUGCCUUGGCAAAAGGUGAUGGCACUGGAUUUGACCACUCCUCUGUGGAUGAGGACAGUGACAAUGCAGACAGGGCCAGUGACGACUGUGGGACUGCAGCCAGUCAGGAACUCCAGCACAGUCAUGCAGUUAACCAACUUAAAAUUUUGUUGCAACAACAAGAAAGAAUGGAAAGCGAAGAAUCUCCCUCAAGAAGGAAGAAUUCAUUCCAUGAGGAGUUGUGUGGGGUAAAAGAUCAAGAACAGUCAGUUUUACUUGAAAAUGAGGAACUCCAUCAGAAGCUGAAAUUCUUAACUGCAGAAUACAUGUUGAGAGAACAAACUCUUCUUGAUGCCUCAGCCAAUACUCAGAAAUCCUGGCCUGUAGGUGGUAAAGGCUGCAGCACCCACCAGCCUGUCACCUCCUCACUGACACAUAACAAAGAUCAGGCUUUUGUGGCACCAGCUUCUGGAGACAAAGCCAGAUGGCCCAUAGAACUGGAGAAUCUAAAACUUCUUUAUCAAGAAAAAGUCAAUAUCCUUGAUGAUCAAAUACAGUCUCUAAGAAAAGACCUUUCAGAAUCUCAGAAGACAUGCAAAGAUUUGGAAGGAAGGCUGAAACACCAGAAGUCCCUGUUUGCAGCCAGGAAUUCUGGCCAGGUUGGUGGUCUGUGCCUGAACUGUGCCCAGCACGAGGCCAUUCUCGCACAGACUCACUGCAGUGUCCACGUGCAGACCAUCGAGAGGCUGACGAGAGAAAGAGAUGACUUGAUGGAUGCACUUGUUUCAGUGAGACAAAGCAUAAAAGAGAUGCAGCAAAGAGAAUCUAAUGCUUGUAAGCAAGUUGAACAUGCUGUGCAAAUGGCAGAAGAGGCCAAUUUUGAAAAAACAAAGGCUCUCAUCCACUGUGAUCAACUGAAAAGUGAGAUGGAACGACAGAAGAAUUAUCUUGAAAAGGAGUUGGCUGCCCAACUAAAUAAGAGGGCUGAUGAAAAAGAAGCAUUGCGGCGGGAAAUGAAGAAGGAAAGGGAGGACUUGGCAGCAAUGGUGACAGCUUUGUCUAAGGAUGUGGCUGUUCUGGAGGCCCAAAUAGAGAGAAUUACAAGAGAAAAGAAUUCUCUAGCUAGCCAGUUAGAAGAAUCACAGUGCCAGCUUGCAUCUCAUGAGAUGGAGAUGAAUAAGGUGUGUGGAGAAAUGCGCUAUCAGUUGAAUCAAACCAAAAUGAAGAAGGAUGAGGCAGAAAAGGAGCUCAGAGAGUACAGAACAAAAACUAUAAGGGAGCUUGAAAUUAAGGACCAGAAAAUAGAAAAACUGGGAUUAGAUCUCAAUGGGAACAAACAGCGUUUGGAACAAGCCCAGCAGGAUGUGACAGAAGCCAGAGAGGAGUGCCUAAAACUGACAGAACUGCUGAGUAAAUCUGAGCACCAACUGCACCUCACCAGAUUGGAGAAAGAGAACAUUCAGCACAGCAUUAGCAAUGAAGCAAAGGCCCGAGCCCUUCAGGCCCAGCAAAGAGAGCAGGAGCUGACACAGAAGAUGCAGCAAAUGGAGGCCCAGCAUGAGAAAACUGUAGAAGAACUGGAUUCAUUGCUGACCUCCCAGAAUACAUUCAUAGCAAAAUUAAAGGAAGAAUGUUUUGUAUUGGCAAAGAAGUUGGAACAAAUGUCAGAAAAGUACAGAUCUGAAGUCAACCAGCUUAGUCAGGAAAAAGAGUAUCUUCAUGGCAGAUUGGAGAAGAUGCAGAAACGGAAUGAUGAAUUGGACCAACAAUGUAUCCAGCAUGGGAGAAUGCAUGAGAGAAUGAAGUCAAGGUUAAAGCAGCUUGACAAGCACUGCCAGGCCACUGCCCAGCAGUUAGUGGAGUUGCUCAACAAACAGAAUCAGCUCUUCAAAGAGAAGCACCUGCUUACAGAAGAGGUGCAGUUUCUGAGAACACAGGGAAAAAAAUGGGAUGCAGAUCUCAAACAGGACACAGAUGGAAUGAAGUAAAAACCUGGAUGAAUAAAGAGAAAUGAGCAGAAGUCUGCUCUGCACCUGGCUGAAACUUGUCUGAGGCUCACCCAAAGACACCUCUGCAGAAAACAGGCACACUUGCUAGCUAAUUUCAGCUGGUUUCUAUUUGGUUUUAACUACAGAAUCACAAAUAUUUUGAAGCCUUACCAGCCUACCAAACUUUCUAGGAUGACAGCUGAGACUUUUCUGAAAAGACUAGGCUUGCAAGCCAGUUUUAACAGCUAUUAUGUGGUGUGGAUGUCAAUAAUUUGUACAAUGUUUAUAAAAUGUUUUUAUCUAUUUUCAUAAUUGAACAUACAUGUCUAUAUUAUUUACAGACUGAAAUACCAAUAAACCUAAUAGGUUCUCUAGG
Messenger RNA from Zonotrichia albicollis (white-throated sparrow), 2906 nucleotides. It is a transcript of the gene SDCCAG8, whose product is annotated as SHH signaling and ciliogenesis regulator SDCCAG8. The record is from RefSeq and is a predicted model, not a curated record. Gene Ontology annotation, biological process: neuron migration; tube formation; centrosome cycle. Gene Ontology annotation, cellular component: centrosome; centriole. NCBI's taxonomy places the organism in Eukaryota, Metazoa, Chordata, Aves, Passeriformes, Passerellidae.